Molecule: messenger RNA, 1113 nt
Organism: Sordaria macrospora k-hell
Lineage: Eukaryota; Fungi; Ascomycota; Sordariomycetes; Sordariales; Sordariaceae
Source: RefSeq, a predicted model, not a curated record
AUGCGCUUCCCAUCCAGCUACUACGGCCAGAUCAGCCCCGGGCAGCUUUUCGGGCGAGGCGACGUAUGCGACGAGGCCUAUCCCAAUGAGGGCGCCUAUUCCAAGACCUGCACACCAGGCAACACCCCAUGCUGUUAUCGCAAAGGACAAGCCUUCCCCCGUUGCGUCAACAGCGGAGGAGCGGGAUGGUGUUGUGAUGGAACCGGUUCCAGUACUUGCUUCGUCGACCAAAACUCCGCCUGCGAAGAGCCCGACGCAGUAACCUGCACCAACCUCGCUCGCGGCGCCAAGAAAGCUUGCUGCCCAAAGAAGACCAAGUGCGACGAUGUCUUCGAGGCGAGUGAGGAUGGCGUGCGAUGCCAGAUGGAGUUUGAUGACUUGGCGAAGCUGGCAGCUGGGAACUUGGGGCUGGCGCUGGCGUCGACGGAGAGCCUUACGGUCACGGUGUCAGCGACGGGCGGUUCGACGGGCGGUUCGAUGACGGGGAUUGCUCAAACGUCGACGUCCCAUAGUUCGACGGUGUCGUCUUCUGGGGGCGCGGCCUCGUUGGCAUCCACGUCAUCUUCGUCGUCCCCUACGCCAGCAACGGGUGUAUCCGCUUCCAGCUCCCCCUCAGGCACACCUUCAACCACACCCUCAAACACCACCACCACCGACCCAUCCGUAUCCUCCUUCUGGAAAUCCAAAGGCGGCAUAGUUAGCGUAGCCCUCUGCGUCGCCGUCUUCCUGGCUUUUAUCGUCCUCCUCAUCUUCGGUCUCCAGCGCCAGCGUAACAAGAAGAAGGCGCAGCGAAUACGGGCAAUGACCCGCUCCAGAUCCUUGCCACGAGGUGCAUAUCUCCCCGAGCGUCCUGUGUAUGCGCCUCUUGCUGAGACUGAAGACCAUGCAGCAGAAGUAGUAGUAGCGGUAGCAGAAAUGAGCUCGACUCCUGCCGAAGACAACCGCCAACGGCAACAGAGGGAGGUGGAGAUGCGCCCGCCGUCGUAUUAUGCCGUUGGUCCGAAAGAUGUGCCGCCGUCGCGUGGCGGAGGGCGGGAGGACGAAGACGAGGACGAAUUGGCGGAGUUGGAUGAUACGCAGAUCAAAUCGGUAUUGAACGGGGAGGGACCGUGA